Molecule: messenger RNA, 3051 nt
Organism: Lotus japonicus
Lineage: Eukaryota; Viridiplantae; Streptophyta; Magnoliopsida; Fabales; Fabaceae
Product: protein SIEL
Exons: 8
Coding region: 141-2912 (923 amino acids)
Biological process (GO): intercellular transport
Cellular component (GO): endosome
Source: RefSeq, a predicted model, not a curated record
GGAUUCAUGUUGGUUAUGUAAAACAAGACAAAAAGCUAAGAGAGUAGUUCAUUCAAAUGUGAAAAUUGCGAAUAAGCAUCUCCUCCCCCAACCGCCUCACCCAUCUGCUCUCCGCCGCCGUCACCACCACCUUACCGGCGAUGGACGACACUUCCGAACCCGAACCAGAAACCGCACCUAACCAAACCCAACAACAACAACCUCUCUCUCUCCACACCCUCUCUUCCAUGAGGUCUCUCCUCAUCAACCCUUCAACCCCAAAACGCACCGUUUCCUCCAUCCUCGAAACCCUAACUCGCUCCCCUCAACUCACUCACCACUCCCUCAACCUCCUCUCCGAACUCGCCACCCUACACCCUUCAUUCACCCUCGACACACUCCUCCCCUCCGCGGCUGAGUCCACCACUCGCCUCGCCGUUGAGGCCCUCGCCGCUUUGAAGCCGGGUUGCGAACUCGACGGCGAAACCUUUGUCUCGCUCUGUUUCGGGCCCUCCGUGCCGGCGCGGCUGUGGAUGCUGAGGAAUGCGGGUUUGGGGUAUCGGGUUCGACCCGCAUUGCUGUUUCCGGUGCUGUUGGGGUUCACGAGAGACCCUUUCCCUUAUGUGAGGGAGGCUUCGUUGGAAGGGCUCGUUCGGUUGAGCGAGUGUGGAGAGUUCCAAGACCUUGGCUUGGUGAAAGGGUGUUAUCAACGUGCCGUUCAGCUUCUCGGUGAUGUGGAAGGUUGCGUUAGGAUAUCUGCGCUUCGUGUUGUAGCUUCAUGGGGUUUGAUGUUAGCAGCUUUUAAUGCAGACAUGAAGGUGUAUUGGUCCAAUGAAGUAUUUGCCAAGCUUUGUUCUGCGGCAAGAGAUAUGAGCAUGAAGGUCAGGGUUGAAGCCUUUAAUGGCCUCAGAAAGAUGGAAGUAGUAUCUGAGGAUAUUCUUAUGCAAAGUUUAUCAAAGAAAGUUACAAAGGUUGGAAAGGGAAAGGAAACAUUGGAUGAGAGAAAAUCUGAACAGUUUGUGAUGCUGGCACCUAGUGUUGCUGGUGCACUAGUUCAUGGACUUGAGGAUGAGUUUUUUGAGGUGCGGAAGGCUGCAUGCCAGUCCCUACACAGACUGACGAUCCUCUCUGCUAAGUUUGCUUGUGAAGCCCUGGACUUGUUAAUGGAUAUGCUGAAUGAUGAUUCAGUGGUGGUUCGGUUUCAAGCUUUAGAAACCAUGCAUCAUAUGGCAAUUAAUGGCUGUCUAAAGCUUCAGGAAAAGCACGUACACAUGUUUCUUGGUGCUUUAGUGGAUUGCAGCUGGGAAGUAAGACAUGCUGAGAGGAAAAUUCUUAAAAUAGUCAAGCUAAAUGAUCUAGCAUUAUUCAAAUCAUCUAUUGACAGACUUCUGGAGAAUUUACAGAGUUAUUCACAGGAUGAAGCUGAUGUAUUUUCAGCUUUCUCACAUCUUGGUAGAAAUCACAAGAAAUUUGUUGGCUUGAUUAUGAGGGAAACUUUUGAAGAGGUAGAAGCAGCUUUUGAAGGAAAUGAAGAAUUUAAUAGUGCAAGGAUCGCUGCACUUUUAAUUCUUUCUGUAUCUGCUUCACUAUUCAAUGCAGAUAUAGGCAGUAUACCACCAUUGAUGUUUUCUUAUGCAGUUACACUGCUGGGUAGAAUUUAUUAUGCUUUUAGUGAUAUCAUGGAUAGGGAUGCCCUUUUGGCAUACCUUUGUGAGAGAAGCAGAUCUACGGCGUAUUCUGCAGCAAAUAUUAACCUAGAGGAAGGGAAGCAACAGUUGCCUUUAUCUGAAGGUGAUGCUGCUAAUUUAUCAAGCAAUGAGGUAAUGGACUCCAUAAUGGUCUCGCAUAUCAUGAGAGAGCAAAAAGAGGUAGCCAAUUAUCAAGUGGAACAAAAUCAGUCAUUACAUAAUGAAGUGACGAACUUCACUAAUUACAUCCUUGACAAGUUCCCUGGUUUAUGGUCAAUGAUACAGACAGGUGGUACAAAUGAAGUGCUAAGGUCCUUCAGGUGUUUGAAAGAGGACUUAGCACUUCUGAAAUUUGAUUCUUUGGGAUCUGGUGAUGCUUUGGCAUUUACUGUCCUCUAUCUCCGUAAUAUAACGCUACUUGUAGAAGUGUGGGAGCACUUGCACUUGGGGCCAGCAAAUGGUUUGUCUUCAUGUGGAACGGUACUGGAAUCGAAACUUCAAAAGCUCGACAGAAGGGCAAAAGAGUUUCUGAGUAGGUUCGUAGGUUUUACGGCAGAAGAAGAAUUGAAUAUCUUGGAGCUUAUAUUAGUUACUUAUGCCCUCAGGCUAUAUAAAGUUGAAACCAGCUGUCUCAGUCUUACAUUAGAGAGGUUGACUGCUAUAUAUUUACGUUUUGUCUCUAUCCUUAAAGAAAAAUCGUCUUUGCCGUCAAAUUUCGUAGCUGAACUUGGCAAGUUAUUACAUGAGUGCACCUCCACAUAUGAAGCUUCCUGCAGUCCACUUGAACUUGAUAAAUGUCUCAAGUUAUUCUCCCUGAAGCAGUUUAUGUUUCAUGGAGGAAUCAGACAUGUAAAGGCAGAACUAAGCAUUCCCAAUAAUGACUCUGAACAUCAUCUUACCUUUGUUUCAGGACUACCAGUUGGUAUACAAUGUGAGAUAACUCUCCAUAAUGUUUUAUGUGAUAGUAGGUUGUGGCUGAGGAUGAGUGUGGAUGAUGGUUCAACACAAUAUGUCUUUCUUGAUUUGGACCGUUUUGAAGGCUCCAGAGAGGUAAGGAAGUUAGCUUUCGUUGUGCCGUUUUACAGAACACCAAAAGCUAAUUCUCUUAAAUUGAAGGUUUCUAUUGGUUUGGAAUGUAUGUUUGAAAAUGUUUGUCCAGUCCAGAGGUUUGGAGGUCCAAAACAUGAACUAGUGCUUCUUUGUAAAGAAAAACAGGUUUAUCUUUCAAAGGUUUAUAAUGAUUAAAUUAUUUUUGUAAAGAAAAACAGGUUUAUCUUUGUAAAGUAAGUCCUACUGUAAAUUAUGGCAUUAGUUUCAUACAACCCCAAAUUUGGAUAACUUGGGCUAACUUUUGAUCGUACAUGAAGGAGUUUUCGUUGACCAA